Exophiala dermatitidis NIH/UT8656 is the source of this 3158-nucleotide messenger RNA. Its product is annotated as aquaporin rerated protein. The transcript has 3 exons. NCBI's taxonomy places the organism in Eukaryota, Fungi, Ascomycota, Eurotiomycetes, Chaetothyriales, Herpotrichiellaceae. Gene Ontology annotation, molecular function: water channel activity. Gene Ontology annotation, biological process: transmembrane transport. Gene Ontology annotation, cellular component: plasma membrane. The record is from RefSeq and is a predicted model, not a curated record. The coding region runs from base 1824 to 2765 and encodes 313 amino acids.
AACCUGUUCAUGCAAAAGCCGUGGGUUUGUUUCCCGUUUGUGUACGUUUGAAUCCCCGAUUGUGAUACGAUUGCGGCCAGCAGAGGCGCGAGAACAAAUGAUCACGAUAUUGAUCAGUCCAUCGACGGGCGGAAGAAGACGUCGUCGGGACGGUGCAGUCUCUGGCUGACCUAUCCACCACACGCAGUCGCGCCCAUAGCGAAGCUGGCGCCAGCUGCAAUGGUACACCACGUAUCUGCAUGGGCACCGCUGCCAUCUCACAUCGAUUCCUCGGGUCGAAGGCCUCGUGGAUCCUGCUGCCUCUCUUAUUACGUUCCACUGAAGUAACGAUCCUUUCUUGUACUCCUAUAAAUUGCCCGUUAUAUUUGUGCAGGCAAACAUGACUGCGCUGGCUGGACGAACAUGCGGGAAGCAACAUUCGAUCGACACACAUCUCCCUUCACCUAUAACCUCUCCCAUCAGAGUCGAUGAAGAGGGUGGUGGUCGGUGCCCUGGAUCUGCUUCCGCCCGUGUGUGUAUUUGUCGCGGCAGUGCCUGGGCCCGUUCGCCAGCAUCGUCGUCCCGGUGUGCUUGAUCUGGAUCAAAGAUGCCAAAAGAGUUGCACAGCCCUGACCGUGUUAGGCGGCACAUGUUACCUCUGAAUAUGGCAUGAAGAAAACACUCUUGAUGCGAUGAUGCAUUUGCUCGAUAUUCCCCGCUACACGAGGCUCGUGCGUUCUGCGGGGAUAUCGCACACAUCCAUUUAUCGAAGCACAAACCUUCUGUGAUUUUUAGCAACUUUUCCGGAUAACAGCACAGACUUUCACUGUCCGCUGGAUCUACGUGCUAGCAUCUUAUAGUGAUCCUGUCAUACGUCGAUCAUCAAGUCUGCAGACUUCCACAUCGGGCGCAGAAAGCGAGGUUCCUGUGCUGCGUCAGAUUGUGUGACUCAUUCCCCUGCCAUUUGCAAGGACUCCUCGCUGUGCUGAGUGAUCACAAGAAAUGCUCCGAUACCAGGCCAUCACACUUGGUUCAGACGAAAUACGUGAUACUUUGGCUGAAUUCUUGUAGCCACACUAACCUGUGUCGAGUCUGUCGACCGUCCGCAAAAAGGAUGCUGAAUGUACUGAGGGCCCAUGCGCUGCGAUUGACGUACUGUCUGUACCCGCAAGACGUCAACAUAUCACCAUUCACCAUGCGUAUUCGCCAUGUCGGUUGCGCACGGACAAAAGCAGUUGCCCUCGACUCUCGAACGUCACUUCACCUUCCAGACCUCGUGGACGAAGAAAGUCCAAUGGCAUGCAGCUGUCACAGAAAGUACUGAGACCGGAGAAUUCGGCUUCGGUGCGUUAAGCGAGAGAUGGCGUGCAUUAUUACAUGCGCACUCUUUCUAUGAUGGGUAACGGUAUCGAGUUCUUGCAGGGGUCAGGGUCUUUCCCAUCCACUUUGGCCUUCAAUAUCGCCGACGCUUGGUCCCUUUCCUUGACGAUUGUGUCAAUACGACGCCAUAAUCGACGGCCACCAAUAAAGUCUUCGCCUCACUUGUGCAACUACAGGCACCUCAGGCAAGGCAGUCUACCGCUGCAGGCGUAUCAGUGGAGCGCUGGUACCCCUCCGCAAUGAAUGGCUGGAAACGAGGACAAAUCGUCCGCGUCGACGUAAGCCCUUGAGACGUCCAUUGUUAUGGAUGACCUGACUUCAUCAUGAACGGCCCUGCUGCAAUAGGCUCUCCGACAGUAUAAGUACCCUUUCAGCAGGCACUUUGCCCGCAGCCUCUAUCACGAGGUCUGGAUUGAGACGACGUCCCCUCCUGCUUGAGCCGACUACACUGAUAUCAGCACAUCAUGGCGGUCAAACCUCAUCUUCGCUUCGGCCAUACCGGGGCCAUGAUGGGCUUUCUACCAGAGGUCCACAGAAACAACCUGACUGCCUUCAUUUCGGAGCUUGCAGGCACGUUCCUGUUUCUCUUCUUCGCUUUCGCAAUCGCCCAGGUUGCACAUACUCCACCACCUGAUGAUCCUAGCGCACCGCCCAAUAUUCUGGUUAUUUUCUUCAUUGCCCUUGGAUUCGGAUGUUCGGUCGCUGUCAACGUAUGGUUGUUCUACCGGGUCAGCGGAGGAAUGUUCAACCCUGCCGUUACUCUCACCCUCUGUCUCAUUGGUGCUGUACCAAUUAGUCGCGGCUGUGUUGUCAUUGUUGCGCAAAUAGUGGGCGGGAUUGCAGCGGCCGGUGCUGUCUCGGCUACCCUGCCUGGGCCUAUGGCUGUCAACGUCCGACUCGGCGGUGGCUGUUCCAUCACCCGGGGGCUCUUCAUUGAGAUGUUUACCACAUUGCAGCUCGUCUUUGCAGUCGUCAUGCUGGCAGCAGUCAAGCACAAGGCAACUUUCCUCGCACCCAUUGGAAUUGGGCUUGCCCUUUUCAUUGGACACAUGCUCAGCAUUUAUUAUACCGGCGCCGGUAUCAACCCAGCUCGAGCGUUCGGUCCCGAUGUCAUCCUCCGCCAGUUUCCAGGAUAUCAUUGGAUUUAUUGGGUCGGACCAGUGAUGGGGUCUGUCAUUGCGGCAGCCUUCUUUUACCUUCUUGAAGCCCUGGACUGGCGGACCGCAAACCCAGGGCAAGACUUUGACGAUCUGGAGGUGCAGAUGGUGACUCCCAACAAGAAGACGGCCAGGCCCAAUGUUGCACACGCGCCCCCACCACAGAACAAUCCAUACACCCCGGAGAAGUCGUCAUACGAGAAAGAAACGGUGGCGCCGUUAUCAAACCCCAGCACUCUGAACGGGUAGGACUUCAUUUUCCACGAAAGGUGCUCAGCCCUGCUUCCAUGCAUCAGAGUGGAAUAUUUUUGGCGGCAACGACCGUCGCCGGCUCUUUCUCGGACAUCUCACUUGAUGGUGCUGGUUGUUCAUGCUUGGCCAGGUGCCAGGAAGACUUCUGUAUUCACCUUAUAAAACAACAAUCUCGAUUUCCUUCUUCCCUUGUGUUAAUUUAGCUGCUGUUCUAGGGCCCGAAAGCGAGUGAGACCGUUGUGGGGAGGGGAGUUUUGGGGGAAGGAGAAUCUGAGUAGGCUUGCGGCUCCUAAUACAUUCAAGUUAUGGUCCCUACCUCAACCAAUAGAUCACUAUCCUCAGCCGCAGAACCUGACUUCACCGAGAAUAAACUUCCAUUUCGAGAGCUGA